This is a messenger RNA of Cercocebus atys (sooty mangabey), 5597 nucleotides long. RefSeq names its product putative golgin subfamily A member 6C. Gene Ontology annotation, biological process: Golgi organization; spindle assembly. The coding region runs from base 643 to 2823 and encodes 726 amino acids. Gene Ontology annotation, cellular component: Golgi cisterna membrane; Golgi cis cisterna; cis-Golgi network. Lineage: Eukaryota; Metazoa; Chordata; Mammalia; Primates; Cercopithecidae. Gene Ontology annotation, molecular function: protein binding. The record is from RefSeq and is a predicted model, not a curated record. The transcript is spliced from 19 exons.
UUUUUUGAAAAAAUCUUAAUAAUGUAGGAGAAUAAAAGAAAUGUUUUUCCAAAAAAGAGAAAUCAUUGUGAUUAUUUUACCUUAUUGGAAUAUUGGAUAAUAUAGCCCACUUCAUUAAUCAUCAAACAUGCUAUGGAUUUUCCAUUUUUAUAGGAUUUGUCUCAAUUGAGGUAAUACUGGUAAUUCUUGUACUCCAUCUGAAGAUGAAAAAUGUAGGCCAAAAUCAUAGACCAGGCAUAGAAGCUGGAUAAUGAAGAGAGCUGUGGAGGAACAUGUAGACACACACACACACACUGACACACAUAUAUUUAGAGUAUAAACACAUAUACUUUUUAAAGUUUAUUUGGAACGUUUUAAAGCAAAAGCCAGCCACCCCCCGUCCUCCCAGAGUAGGCAGGCCCCGCCCCUCUCCCCAAGUGGGCGGGGACAGCAGUUGCAUGGGCAGCUUUCCUUGUGAUGCCACAGGUUCCUCUGGCCUCACUGCUGCUUGGCCACGCCUCCUUUCCCUUUCAUCUUUCUCAUUGACCAAUGGGCUUGGAGAAUUAAGGCCACGCCCCCAUUCUGCAUUCUAGUGGGGCCCUGGUUACGCCUCCUCUGGCUCAGUCACACAGCCGCCUGGUAGGUGACUGGAGGUGUUCGCUGAUGUGGCCCCAACCCUGCCUCCCUCCCCACCCCGUGAUGUUAGAAGAGACUCAACGGAGUCAAUUGGCAGCAGCCAAGAAAAAGCUAAAAGAAUAUCAGCAGAGGAACAGCCCUGGUGUUCCGCCAGGAGCGAAGACAAAAAAGAAGAAAACUGGCAGUAGCCCUGAGACAACCACUUCUGGUGGUUGCCACUCACCUGGGGCUAUUCAGGACAUUCUGAAGGUGAUGGUGUCCAACCUUAACCAUUCCAGUGGGGUAGCGCUCCCCCAUUGCACAGGUGGAAGAUGCGGUUUAACCAUGUCAGCCAUGCUGGUCAAACAACAGAAGAAACAAGUGGAACAUCAGCUGGAAGAAGAAAAGAAAGCAAACAAUGAAAUACACAAAGCACAAACGGAGCAGUUAGAGACAAUCAACAUCCUCACGCUGGAAAAGGCAGACUUGAAGACCACCCUUUACCAUACUAAACGUGCCGCCAGACACUUCGAAGAAGAGUCCAAGGAUCUGGCCGGCCGCCUGCAAUACUCUUUACAGCGUAUUCAAGAAUUGGGGCGGGCUCUCUCUGCUGGUUCUACACAGCAGCAGGAAGAGGACAGGUCCUCAAGCCGCAGUGAAGCAGUCCUCCAGCGGCAGUUAUGGCAGACCAGAAAGGAGCGGGCGCUGCUGAACGCACACGUGACACAGGUGACAGAGUCACUUAAACAAGUCCAGCCAGAGAGACAUGAAUAUGCUCAACAUAUAAAAGGAGAGAGGGCCCGGUGGCAGGAGAGGAUGCGGAAAAUGUUGAUGGAGGCUCACGCAUUGAAGGAGGAGAAGAAGCGUGACAUACAUCGGAUACAGGAGCUGGAGAGGAGCUUCUCCGAACUCAAACACCAGAUAGCUGAGCCCCCGUCCCCGGUGGAUCCAGCAGGGACAUCUGAGGUGGAACAGCUACAAGAUGAGGCCAAACAUCUGAGGAAGGAGGUGGAAAGUCUGGAGGGAAAGCUCCAAUUCCAGAUGGAAAACAAUCAGGCCUUGAGUCUCCUGAGCAAGGAACAAAAGGAGAGGCUCCAGGAGCAGGAGGAGAGGCUCCGAGAGCAGCAGGAGAGGCUUCAAAAGCAGGAGGAGAGGAGGUUGUGGGAGGAGGAGAGACUAUGUGAGCAAAAGGAGAGGCUUCGGGAGAAGCAGAAGAGGCUGGGGGAGCAGGGUGAGAGGCUACGGAAGCAGGAGGAGAGGCUGCGAAAGGAGGAGGAGAGGCUACAAAAGCAGGAAGAGAGGCUGUGGGAGAAGGAGGAGAGGCUACGAAAACAGGAGAAGAGGCUGCAAAUGCAGGAGGAGAGGCUCACGCUCUCCCAGAACCACAAGUUCAACAAGCAGCUGGCCGAGCCACAGUGCAGCUUUGAGGAUCUGAACAACAAGAACAAAAGCGCACUGCAGUUGGAGCAGCAAGUAAAGGAGCUGCAGGAGAAGCUGAGCAAGGAGUGCCUAGAAGCUGCCAGCCAGCAGAACCAACAGCUAGAGACCCAGUCGAGUCUCAUGGCUCUCCCUGGACAAGGAGAUGGAGGAGGACAUCUAGACACUGAGGAGGAGGGGGUGCCUCGGCCUAUGCCGAGCAUCCCAGAGGACCUAGAGAGCCGGGAAGCCAUGAGUGGCUUUAUGGACCUCCCGAGGGAGAAGGUGGACGGGAAGCAGCAGGUGGUGAAACUAGAGCUUGGAUUCAUCCAGCUCUCUGGAGCGACAGAUGGCAUGAGAGAGCACAUCACGGUAUGUGAGAUCCAGGGGGCAGGGCCAAACACGCAGCACAAGGAGAAGGAAGCCAGCAGGCUGGCCCAGAAGGAGGAGGAGAUGAAGGUGAAGCUGCUGGAGCUGCAAGAUAUGGUGUUGCCAGUUGUGGGCGACCACGAGGGGCAUGACAAAUUCCUCCCUGCUGCCCAGAACCCUCUUGAUGAGCCCGCUCCAGGGGCCCCAGCCCCCCAGGAACUUGCAGCUGCAGAGGAGCAGAGUGAUUUUCAGGACAGCGUGGAGCCUGCACCGGGAGAGGCCAGGGAGGGUUCUCCCCAUGACAACCCCACUGCACAGAAGAUCCUGCAGCUGCUUCCUGUAACGCAGGACACCCAGGAGCACCUAGGCUUGGCCACCAAACCCUGCGUGCCAUUCUUUUACCGGGCAGCCGAGAACAGAGAGAUAAACAUCAUCAUUAUCUGAGAGCUGGUCAAGAAAUUUAACAACAACAACAACAAAAAGUUAUGGGGUUAAUCCCCUACACAAUUCAUCUACUUCAUUGGAAUGUUAGAGCCCCUCAUGUUUGUGUUUCUAAUUUACAGUUUAAAUUUCUUUCUGAAAAGUUAAAGGAGAGUGGGUCUUUCCCUGAUGUUCACUCUGGCAUCCGUCAGCAUUUUUGUUUUUAAUUGAUAAUUGUAGGUCAUUAGCUCGCAUAUCAAGUUUGCCCUUACAUGGUGGGAGUUCAAACACACAAAGACCCACUAUUUGCACAAAACUAUUCUUACUGGUUCGGAAUAGGCUGCCCUGCUUUUUAAAUGUUAUUGCAGCGUGUAUAUUCAUUACAGAAUUCAUAUAAAAUCUGCUUAUGUUCUGCUAUUAUGUUUGAUCGAUUCCUAAUCACAGUGAGCUCUUCAUUAGCUCAAUAUGUGGUUUGCCCUCAAGUGCGCACUGUUGAUUACUUUGUAAUACGCCACUGUGAGUACCGACAUUUAGAGUUGUUUAAAGGUCGAGAACUGGAAACAGCUUUUCCCCUAUUUUCUGUGUAUUGGGGAUGGGAGUAGUAACAUUUUGGGGAGCUUUUUAAAUCUCACAGAAGAGGAAAGUGGCCUGCUCUGGCCGGUGUGUGCACGAUAGAGUGUGUUUCAUUUGUUCUGGUGCCAGGAAUGAGCGCGGUACUAUGGUAGUUCCCUUAGGAUUUGUAUGUGCUCUGGGCUCAUGAAGAUAUUGCAGCAUGAGCUGCAGCGGUUGGACUCUUUCUCAAUGACCUAAAAAGGGAUUCUUUCUGAGGAAUGAAAGGCUCCCAUCAUUGACUGUGGAUGCGGAAAACCUUUUCUAGCUUAGAGCAUUUAUAUCUACAAUACAUUUUAAAGUCAGAGUUCAUGUUACCUGUCUUAAUCACAUGACUACAUGUCCCAGUACACAAAAGGGCACUGCUUGGCAUUCUUCUUAGUGUAUUUAGUGAAGAUCAUAAGAAAUCCUUUCAGAGUUUAAAUGUCCUUGGAACAGGCAUACAGGCUCUAGUCAAGAAUGAAUUCGAGUGAAGGAAAGCUGUGUGAUACCUGGCAUUCCUCUAUAUUCACGGAGGUUCUUUGAGGCUAGAAGACUGAUUUUACCAUCUAGACCUCUCUGGCUAAUACCUAUUCUUCAGCCACAUUGGUUAAUCUGACAUAGGAAUUUACUUCUUUUCCUUGAAUGGAAAACACAUUAAAAAUAAUAACAACCAUUUUAAUAAACUAAUACAUGUGAGAGUAUUCGUUGAAACAAAAAGCAGUUUUAGUGGACAGUGUUAUACUACAUUUGAGAAUCAAGGAGAAGUUUAUGCAACUUAAAAUAUUUACAAACUGCAAUGCAAUCUACUGUUUGUGAAUGUCAAAGUAUUAUGAGUAAAAGUAUCUAUACAAUCACAGAGUUAUAUUUCCUCACAAAGUUCUUUACGAAGAGUGAAAUAUGUUUUUGUACCUCUUGGUUUCAGUUAGAGGCAUAUUUUGUGCCAUAUUUAUGUUAUGUGCCUAUACAGGAUGAAUGAAUUAUUUCAGUCAUACGUUGCCUAAAUCAUAACUUCAUGAUGCUUGGGAAAGAAUCAACAGUUAAAAAUUCAUGAAGUUCUAAUGUGUGUGUUCCAAAAUACGUCACAGUAUUAGGAUGUAGGGAGAGAUGUAUGUGCGCUCCCUAGGGUGCGCAAUUCUAGUUAGUAGACCAUCUCCAUUUUUAGCAUUUGGCAUCCUCAUGAUACUUUUAUAAAUAUGACAUUAAUAGGAGAGCAAUAAUAUGAUUUUACAGAUGAAAUAACAGAUUUGCCUGCAUUCACUGAAAGAGUACACAUAUUGGUCCUUCAACUGACUCUUCCAAAUUGUAUGAAUUUAUCAAGGUAUUGGAUAAACCCAGUUUCAGAAUGAUAAAGAAAAACUGUUAGACCAAAUGGUGUGGCUAAUUAACAGUGGUACAGUUUCUAAAUACCGCUCUUUGUGUAGGGAUUUUGUCCUAUGUUUCAGAAAAAGCUAAAAAGAAUGGAAAUCCUAUGACAAUAACUUAAGUGUUUCUUCAAAGCAUGCAGUCUUUGCAAUACCUCAUUCAGUCAAGUAUUUGUUCUCUUCCUCAUUCAAUAUGAGGCAGCUUUCAAUUUGCUUAGAAGGCAACAUUAGAAGGUUAGAGAUCAUCAGAAAUAUAAAAUUUGAAAAUGUGAGUUCAACUGAAUGAAUUUGAAUUUCUGUUAGAAGAAUCAAAGUACCUAUUUAAAGAUUGCAAUAUAUGGUCAUUAUUUUUAAAGUUUUUGAUUAAACCUGAUAGGUUUUCCAGAAAUGAAAAAAAAAUCAGUUCUAAAACCAAAGCUGAUAUUUAGAAAAUGUGAAAAGGUACAUCAGCCCUAUCCAUAAUAUAGUUUCUCUAAAACUUUAUCUUACAGAGUCACUUUAAAAUAAUAUAACUAUUCAAAAAUAUAACUGCUAUCUUAAUGUUUUGAAAUAAGUUUAAGUAUGUUAAAAUGUGAAUACUGUAGUUUAAUAGAAAGAACCUGGGAGAAGGAAAAGUAGAGAAAGAAAUGCCAAUUCCAAUGCCAAGCUUUAUUUGCCGAGUUUUCUUAGAAUGACUUUUACUAAUUUGUGAAUUUCUGUCAACAGAAUGUAUAAUGGAAAUACUGAAAGACUGUUGUCUAAAGUGCCAUUAUUGACUGCUACUGUGAUGCUACUGUAAUGCAAUAAGUUAGGAAAUUGUUGCAAAGUGCUGUUUUUGCCAUAAAAUUUUGUGUGUCUUGGAAACUA